AUGUCCAUUUGUUCCCUGAACUCUUGUCACCUCUCUUUGAGGGAAAUCCUAGAGUUACAGAAUCAACCUGUGAGCGAAGAACAAGCAUGGGCUCUCUGCUAUCAGUUGUGCUGUCUCAUAGAGCAGAGUAUCAAACAUGAUACAGCGACAGUCGACUAUCUGGGACGUCUUAUUUACUCCUGUCUGGAUUGGGGUCUUGAAACCAAUGUUGAGAGAGAACUGAAUGAGAGCCUGGAGCUUUUAGUGUGCCAGAUGACGAGAGUGAAUGUCAGCCCAGGCAAUGAUUCCUUUCAACCCAUAUACAGCAUCUCUGAAGUCAUCCAGAUUUGUGAGGAUCGUCUGUAUGACCCAGCUCAGGCAUCCCACCACUACAGGGGUGUGUGUUCCACACUGUUCUCAGAGACUAUUGAGCUGUGCCGUUACCUGCAGAACAUUAGGAGUACCAGGGAGACUUUGGAGAAAUUAAUUGUGGAAUCAGAGACAAGAUUGUUGGCACAUGUGACGACAAACUGGGUUUUUACAUGGAAACAUGUGGUAGAGGAGCUGAGUCAGGGUGUAGUUCUCAGGCCAAGCAGAAAUCGUCCAGAAAAUCUGAGUGUGAAGUUCCCUUUGCCAGUAAAGCUCCAUCCGUUUAACCAGCUGCUACAAGAUAUUCGGCUAGGACAUUACACACUCCGUAAAGUCCAGAGAGCAGGCAACGAUCGCCGAAGAAUUGACCCACACGAAGCUCUUUUAGAAUUCAUCCGCUCGCGACCAAAACUGCAACCGGUUUCACGCCGGAAACUGAAACUGAAGCCCAAAGAAGAGCCCAGUCUGCAUGAAUUACUCAUGCAGGAAAUUCGCACAUCUGGCCAACUGAAACGUCUUUCAUCGUGUAAGACCAGUCCUGCAUCCAAAGGUAAAUGUCCUUACUUAAAGGAAAAAAGCUGUGAUGCAGUGCAAGUUCCCAUGACAAUUGCUGAUGUCAUUUCUGUGAACCAAACAAAAGCAAGGGGAAUGUCAGCGAUGUCUUGUGAGAGAUACAGAAAUUGGAGGGUGUGUUCUUGUUGCUCCAAUAGGAGCCCUUUUUUCACCUGGCAUAACUACUGUUCUCUGUGUAAUGGGGUUCUGUGUCCAGAGUGCUGUGUUGAGAUGCGAAUGCCAUUCAAGUGGUGUCUAAACCUCCCUAUAAGCUUCUUCAAGAAAAUUGUGUUGCAAACUGAUGAAAAAGGCAAGAACAAUUUCUGGAAAGAGCGCUGGUCCUGGGACUGCUCCCAGGUUCCUCUUGUGCUGGAAUCACGAUUGUCCACCUCAAGUCCCCUUCAUACUUUGGCCAUGAGAGGCUGGCACAGUCAGGAUGUCUGUGUGGUAUGCCAGAGCCUACUGCAGGAGGCAUGUGACUCUGUGUUUUCACUGUGCCCCAACACAGGUCCUUGGGAGAUUUGA
Molecule: messenger RNA, 1425 nt
Organism: Chanos chanos (milkfish)
Lineage: Eukaryota; Metazoa; Chordata; Actinopteri; Gonorynchiformes; Chanidae
Product: protein spire homolog 1
Exons: 12
Coding region: 1-1425 (474 amino acids)
Biological process (GO): actin filament network formation; establishment of meiotic spindle localization; Golgi vesicle transport
Cellular component (GO): cell cortex; cytoplasmic vesicle membrane
Molecular function (GO): microtubule binding; actin binding
Source: RefSeq, a predicted model, not a curated record